Stegodyphus dumicola is the source of this 2312-nucleotide messenger RNA. It is a transcript of the gene HSPBAP1, whose product is annotated as HSPB1 associated protein 1. The record is from RefSeq and is a predicted model, not a curated record. Lineage: Eukaryota; Metazoa; Arthropoda; Arachnida; Araneae; Eresidae.
CAGUUUCCCCACCUUGUUUCUGAAAACAAAUUAUUUCUUCUAGAUUAUGAAUGGAAAUCUAGAAAUCAUUCCAUUUAAAUCAAGCUUUAGAUCUUGAAAAAACUUCCCUGAGUUUUGGUAUAUGUUAAGUAAUGUAAAAGAUGGCCUUUAAUUAUUUUAAAUACAAGAUUUUAUCUGACUAUUUUAUCUCACUCUUCAGCCAGUAUAGAAAAUUCCCCUCUCAUGUAAACUGUGUAAAAACAAAAGCCACAAACUCAAACUGGGACCUGUGAAACAGCAAUUAUUGACAAAACAGGCAAUAAGAAGAUCUAAUCGAAAUGUAAAAAUAAGUAUAAAGUAUGGAAAUGUAAAAAUAGUCAUACAAGGAAAUUUUCAUAAAACAAGUGAAGAAAAUUUUCAAGAGAAUGAAGGAACUUCAAAAAAGCAUGUAUGGAGGGAAUUAAAUGAGAUGAAAAUUCUGAUUACAUUUAAAUAAAAUAUGUUUAGGCAUGUUAAAUUUUAUCUUAAUUGUGUUCUUAUACUGUGUAAUGAAAACUAGGUUGCCCCCCCCCGGGUUUAUUUCAGUUGCAAUUCAUUUAUUCCUCCCCCCUUUUUUUUUAAUUUGUGAGUUUUUUUUAAUUUGUGAGUUUUUUUUAAUUUGUGAGUUUUUUUAAUUUGUGAGUAUAAUUUGUAUAUCUUGAUGUAUUUAAAAAGCAGAUUAUAUUCAUAGUAAUGAGUUUUUGACUUAUAAUUAGAUAUGUGUACUGUUAACAUCUUAUGCUUUGUAUUUCAUUGAUUACCAAAGAGCUAUUUAAGUUUUAAAUGAAUGUCUGGCUUUUUGUAUAACCUUUGUAGAUUUCUAGGAAGUUUUUGAAACUUUUGCUCUAAACUUCAGAACAUUGCUAAAUGUGGUUAUCAGUCAAAAAUCACCAAAGAUAAUUUUGAAGAUAUUCAAUAUGAAAAAUUAUUUGGCAAAACAUUUUGCCACCUUUAGCCAUUCAGCAUCUAAACAUUUUGGGUAGUAUUGCCAAUAAGAAAUUAUCAAAAUUUUUACCUCUUUUUACCUCCUAAGUUUUUCUUUUCUACAAACUCUUAAAUAUGCUUAAUUUGAUUUAGUGAUAGAUUAGACGUAGCAAAAUUAUGCUAUCAAAAGUUUUAAUAUUAAUACAUACCUUCAAAACACAUUCAUUUGUAUGACUUAUGAAAGCAUACUUCUUUAACUUUUAGCUUUAAAAAUGUUAUAAUCAUUUGCUAAACAUUAGAUGUGUUUGAUUUUAUACUUUUUUAAAAUUCUUUUCAGGUAUAUCCUGGGAAGGUUCAGCCAUUUAUGUUACAGCAUCAAUAUCUGAGUUUGUAGAUUGGCAGUCUUCAAAAACAAAUAAUUUAGAUAACUCAAAUCCCUUUUAUUCAUUUUGCAAAAACGAUUAUUGGGCUUACUCCAGUUAUAAUUACAUGCAUUUUACAUUUGAUGAUAAUUCAGAAAUAUUAAAGGCUGUGAAUUGGGGAACAUUUGGAUUACCUGAAGAACCUGGAAAUGAAAGUGCGUUUUGGUUAGGAAGUAUGGGAGCAUAUACACCUUGCCAUUAUGAUUCAUAUGGGUAUAAUGUGGUAGCCCAAAUUCUAGGAAGAAAAAAAUGGGUGCUUUUCCCACCCGAAGACAGUGCAUUUAUGUAUCCUUCAAGAAUACCAUAUGAAGAAUCAACAGUCUUCAGUGCAAAUUCUCAUCCACAUAUUGUGAUUUUAAAUCCUGGUGAUGCUUUAUUUGUGCCGAAGCACUGGUGGCAUUUUGUCUUGUGCAUGGAUGAUGUCACUGUCAGUAUUAAUAAUUGGAUAAAAUUGGAUUCUGAUCAUGAAAGUAGGCUUGAAGAGAGUGUGACAAGAGCAUUAAUGACUAGUCUUAUUUCAUGUUAUGAACCAAAAGGAGAAUCUUGGUUGAAUUUGAAAGAGGAUCUUAUGCCACCAGAUGUUACACUGGAUUGUUUAACUGCAGCUUUGGAUGAAUGGAAUAAACAGACUGUUGAAAAAUUCUCAACUGUAAUUAUGAAUGAAAACAAUAUUAUGCCAAAAUUAGCUAAGACUUCCACAAAAUGUGAUGUGCAUUGUUCUUCUGUGAAUACAAACAUACAUCAUAUUUUUAAGCAUUUUGAUUUUCAGUAUGUGAAACCUACACCAUUUUCUGAAUGGUUAAAAAUAGAUACAAGUAAUGUUUCAUCAUCAUCAGAAUUGAAUUUAAAAACUAUCAUAAAUAGCUUUGUUCAUCCUGAUGUCAUUUCUGUAAUUUGCAAGAAUCUUAAAAAUGCUGUUAAUAAAACUGAAUAGGCAUUUCUUUUGAA